Morus notabilis is the source of this 873-nucleotide messenger RNA. RefSeq lists its product as uncharacterized. The transcript has a single exon. Bases 135 to 719 code for a protein of 194 amino acids. Lineage: Eukaryota; Viridiplantae; Streptophyta; Magnoliopsida; Rosales; Moraceae. The record is from RefSeq and is a predicted model, not a curated record.
UCUCAACUCCAACAAAGCAAAGAAAAAAGCUUUCAAAUUUUCACUUCUCGUACACAAAAGAAGGAACUCCCAAAAAAAAAAAGAGGACUUAUUAUAGUACUAGUACAAUCAACACUAACAUUGGAUCAAUCAAAAUGGGGAAGAGAAACUCCGACGUGGGACGCAGAGCGUGGAACAUUUUGCGGCUGGCGCUAUUAUGGGCUCGAAAAGGCGGUGUCUUUAAACGCCGUUUAGCGACGGAGCUCCGCCUCUUGCCCAAGUUAUUGAGAGGCCUCGGUCAUCAUAACAUUGAAACGACGCCGCGUCGUCACGGAAUCAUCCGUUACGGCGAGCGUCAGCUCUCCUUCGACAGGACCCCGAUCUUCCCACGCGUCGCCGUCAAAGUUAACGGCUCCUCGUCCAUGCGGUUCCUCCAUAGCCACAUUCCUUGCUUGAACCCUCCGGUGGUGGACUUUGACCGGGACGAGUAUGACGACGUCGUUUACGACUGUGCGAGGAAGAGUUUUCUGACCAACGGUGAAGAUCAAGAUAAUUUAUACGGUGAGGAAGACGAAGAAGAGGAGGAAGAAUAUGUGUCGUAUGAGGAAAACGACAAUGAAGAGAACAAUAUUGAUACGAGGGCAGAAGAGUUUAUAGCUAAAUUCUACGAGCAGAUUAAGCUGCAGAGACAGAUUUCGUAUUUGCAGUACAAUGAGAUGCUUAACAGAGGCACAUGUUGAGUGCUUCAAUAUGUCUUCUAUUUUUUUUUUGUUUUUUAGUUUCUUUUUUGGUACCACGGCAUUUUGUAGAUACCAGAGGCUUUCGUUGAGUUCUGAGUAAUGUAUACGAUCGUUUCAUAAAUAAAUAUUUCGUGAUCAGUAGAGUUUUGAUUCA